This is a messenger RNA of Calliphora vicina (urban bluebottle blowfly), 730 nucleotides long. RefSeq lists its product as uncharacterized. Bases 143 to 589 code for a protein of 148 amino acids. The record is from RefSeq and is a predicted model, not a curated record. The transcript has a single exon. NCBI's taxonomy places the organism in Eukaryota, Metazoa, Arthropoda, Insecta, Diptera, Calliphoridae.
CAACUUCUAAUACAUCACACAAAUUGUUUUGGUUUUUUUGUUACUGCAUUACGCAUCAUUUAAUUAAUAAAUUAUUGUAUUUUCCUGAAGGAAAUCGCAAUAUAAUAUAUAUAAAACAGCUAGAAAAAGGGUGAAAACAAAAAUGCUUUCGUUCUUCUUGAAGAAAAAACAUAGUCCAGAUACACCACCUGAAGAAAUUAUUCAAGGUUCAUCUGAACCAGCACCCAGCAAUGGCGAUGAUUUUAUUUUCGUUGAGAAAAAAGGCAACGAUGGUCCAACCCCACAGCCGCCACCACAUCAUAUGUAUCCUCCAAUGCCGCCAGCUUUUGGUGCAACGCCAUAUCCCAUGAUGCCAUAUCCACCACACGGAUCGCACUCAAAUACGGUAAAUACAAAUCAAUCGGCAGUACCUUAUGUCCAUGAUGUACCAUUUGUAUUAGCACCUCAGCUAUGUCUCAAAAACACAUUCGAUCUAACGCAGACACAAGUCGAUGGCAUUUUAGCUGUGAUGACACGGCAAAUGUCAGUUGAUGAAAAGGAGGAUUAUAAUUUUGCUUUGGAAAGGUCAAUACAAAAUGAAUGCUAUUAGCAUAGAAGGUAUAUUAUUUACUAAGAUAAACUAAGAAUAGAUUCCUAUUAUAAGUAAAGCCAUGAACAGAUUGUAAGAGAAUAUAUGUACGUAUAAUAAAAUUAAUUAAAACUGUUUAAGAUGUUUAUUCGAAAAGAACAA